UAAAUUACUUUAUAUUGUAUUGCAAUAAAGUAAUUGUUUGUACAACUCUCUGGUAUCAUGUUUUGGGUGAAUAAUAAAGGGGGGCAUCAGCUGCUUAUCUGAUUUUAUCCCUUUAUUAAUCCAACAUCUGCCGCCUCUAUACGUUGAUGUUUUCAUAUUCAUGUUUUAUGCCACCCUUCAAUAAUAAUGGCAUAUCAUAUUGAAUAUAUAUCCAACUAAUAACUAUACUCAUUUGUGUCCAAGUUUACAACCAAAAUCUUUGUAGGGAAAAGAACUCAAUGUAUGAUAAGGAAGCAAUAUUGCAUGUGAAAUAAUUUGUAUAAAUUAAUUCUGUUGUUCUCAGACAGAGAUGGGAAAUUGAUUUUGUGGUGAAAAACAACUGGCAUUAAUUCUGUAGAAUUACCGCACUCUCCGUCACGUCAUUGUCGAGAUCUUUGAGGUCUCGUUCUCUGUGCAUCACGAUUACUGUGAAGUGCUCCCUCAAUGGAGAGCACGUCUAUGGAGCUACCUGGGGACUGAAUGAGGCCUGUGUCACAGUUUAGCUGACCUUAGUGCAUCAGCCUUAUAACCUACACAGUUACACCGGACAGUCAUACAAUGGAGGAGACAGAGUAGAUGGAGCCUUACUCUGAAAAUGCCAGUGAGAGAUAACAGAAAACACAAGGAUCUUCACUUGGAGAAAAAUCAUGUGUAUAAUGUGUAUGACCAGAUUGCACCAAAGUUCAGCGAAAUUUCCCAGAAAGCCUGGCCAAACGUCCGAAGGUUUCUCAAGGAUUUGCCUCCUGGAUCCAUAGUGGCUGAUAUUGGUUGUGGAAGUGGCCGCUAUCUUCACAUUAACAGUAAAGUUGUGAAAUUUGGAGUGGAUAUCUGCUCCCCAUUGGUAGAGAAUGCCAGGAGUAAGGGCCAUGAGGUGCUUGUGGCAGACAAUAUGAGCCUGCCAUUUCGAGAUGGGGUAUUUGAUGCCAUCAUAUCUAUUGGUGUAAUCCACCAUUUCUCUAGUCAGAGUCGACGUCUCCAAGCUGUGAAGGAAAUGUGCCGUCUUCUAAGACCUGGGGGACAGGUCAUGAUAUAUGUAUGGGCCUUUGAACAAAAGCACAGAAGGUUCAAAACUCAGGAUGUCUUGAUUCCUUGGCACAGUAACCAUAGCAACAAGAGAUCUGGCUCACUGGAUGGGGGAUUGUCCAGCAAUACAAGCUCUGAUAGUGAGUCAUCAGUUGACAUCGAGGACACCAGGAGUUCAGAGAUAAACUUUAAUCGAACACUCUCAGAUCCAGGCAAAGAACAAGAAAAUACUCAUCUACAGUCCUAUCUUAGAACGGUCACUCAGGAAUCCCACCUAUUGUCCCAAAGACACAGGUGCAAUACCCUCCCCAGCUCACUUGAGGGACUUUCUGGGGAAGAAACUCGAGAUAAUUUUGUACCAAGUGUUCUUGCAGCAGAGUGCAGAAAGUUUGAGGCAUCUCUCAAGGCCAUGUCUUCAAGUAUGUUCUACCUCAGUGAAAGUGAAUACAGGUCAACUAAUGAAAAUUUGCAAGCAGAUCUAAGCAGUCAUCAAAACUUACAUCAUACAGGACUUGAAGGUUACAAAUCAGGUGAUUUUUCAGAGCCAAUCAGAAAAUCUAUCAAAGCUGAGAAUGGGAAUUUAGAAAAAGCAGCAGAAAUUUCCCAUAGGAACCUUUCUGAACCUUUUAAGAUUGACAACACAAACUGCCAUGGGAGAGAUAAAUUUACAUCAGAAACUAUCACUGAUAUUCAAGAUCCCUGUAGUAAAAUCAAGUCAGUGGUGCUUCAAGAAAAUGUUGUCAGUUCAGUGAAAUCAAAUAGCAAUUGUGACAUUUGUCCAGGACAUAAACCAAGCUUAGACCAGUAUUUGUGUAAGACUGAUCCUGUCAAAGAUCCAGAUGAUACAUCACAAACAACUCGAAAAGAUGGUGCAAAAGUGAGGAAAAAUAAAUUCACACUUUUUUCUUCCAUCAAAGAGAGUUUUCUUAAUUUUUUUGAAGGAAAAUCAUCAAAAAUGAAGAAGCCAAAACUUGAGCCAGUAGUAUGUGAUAGUGGAGAGAUGGACGUCAGCGAUUUUGCUGUGAGAGAGUUCCCAAUGAGUAGCUGUCCAAAUUACAGAAGGGAGAUCAUAUCAGAGGAGUUAAAAGCCUUUCAGAGCAGUGAAAAUCAGGGAUCAAACUUAUACUGUGUUACCGAUGAACUCAGUGUUGAAUCUGAGACGAAAAACAAUCCUGUACACCAGACAUGUUUGGAAGCUAGAGCUUCUGCUAGUCAAGACACAUCCUGCCAUAUUGCAAGUCAGAAAGAUACACUACUUAAGCAUUCCAUGUCAGACUUAUCACCCUCAAAUUGCGAGUCUCUAAAACGUUUUGAUGAUAUGUCCUCAGAUAGUCUCAAACUAAGAUCUCAUUUGAGUGGCCUCUCUCAAAGACACUCUUGUAGCUUGCCAGCUGUCAAUCAUAUCACAGAGGCAGUCCAGGUCAGUCAUCCCACGUCUUCAGUGCCUUCAUCCCCUGCAGUAAGAAACGAAUCAUUAAACAAGUCCACAGAACUUAGCAGGUUUUACCAUGUUUUCAAAGAUGGGGAAUUGCCAAAACUCAUUUCAAAACAUGUCCCAAAUGUGAAAAUUAUUAGUUCAACUUAUGAUCAUGCUAACUGGUGUAUUGUGGCAGAAAAAUAUCACUAAUUGUAUUUUUGUUUCAUAAGUAGAAAUCUAUAUUAUUAAUGAAUUUUAUUGUUGUACUAGUGAUUAUUGCAAUGUCACAAAUUUUAUAACAGUGUAUCCCUCACUCAUUUAUAUUUAUGGUUUAUUUACUAGGUACCGUACUUGAAGAAAUAAAACAAAUUAUUGUAUAUUUUUAUUGUAUUUUUACCUUUAGAAUUUAAAGAUCUCAAAAAUAUGGUGCAUGUAUUUUACAGAAUUUAGUCCACAUUUUAAUUUUUCAUUAUACAUGCGUCUCUAAUUCAGUAAAGCCCAAAUAUAAAGAAAUCUCAGCAAUUACAUGUAGUUGAAUCUUGUAGCAGAGUUUGAAUGAAGUUUUUUAAAUCAAUAUAGAGAAAUUUGGUUAUUUUAUGUUCCUGUGUUUUCCUCAUAUAAGUCUUUUCCUGUAUUUUAACAAUUGGUUUGCUAUGGCUUAGCAUUUUAUUGUAGUAUUUUCAAAAGCAGUUCAAACUUAAAUCAUAAUACUACAGUCAUAUUGGGCAAAGUGUUAGUUUUAUUGCAGUUACAUAAGUAUCUUGUAUACUUCUAUCUACAUGCAAUGUCUUGUUUGCCCCUUAAUGAAAGUAAGGCAAGCCCACCAUGAAGAGAGAAUGAAAGAGAGAUAUAUGUUUAUAAAUAGGCAUUCAAUUUUAAUUAAUGAAUUAAAUUUUGUUAGAUUUAAUUUGGUGUUAUUCAUGUCAGCCUCUGUAUUUGUAGGACUGUCCCCUAUUGGUUGAUUUAGGUCUUAUUCUAUUUUAAAAACAUUCACAUUGAUUGCAAUGCAGACUUGCCAAUGAUUAACAUGUUUUAUUGCACUUUUAUAAGAAAGCAUGUUCUUUCAUUUAAAAAUUGUGUGCCUUGUAAAAGCUUUCAUAUUUAUAUGGAAAGUUUGAAGAUUCAUUAGGUGAUAAUUCCAUAUGCCAAGUUUAUGCAUCUAUAACACAAUCAAAUGGAGGAGAUUUUUCAUAAUGGUUUUUGUCUAUUUCUGGUGUUUAUUGAACUUGCAUAAGGAAUACAUUUUGCUGUUUUGAUCUUAAACAUGCAUGUCAGAAUCAAAAUAAUUGUGAUUUUUUUUAUUUUCUUAUAUUGACUUGAUUGAUUUUGUGUUAGUAUAAGUGAUCCUAUGUUAAGAAAUAAAAUGGGUAACAUUUUAAAGUACACUCUACAUGCCACAAGAUUUCUGAAUGGGGUUUUGUAAACUCCAGAAGUUUUUUUUUU
Molecule: messenger RNA, 3922 nt
Organism: Saccostrea cuccullata (small rock oyster)
Lineage: Eukaryota; Metazoa; Mollusca; Bivalvia; Ostreida; Ostreidae
Exons: 6
Coding region: 635-2689 (684 amino acids)
Biological process (GO): tRNA wobble uridine modification; tRNA methylation
Cellular component (GO): cytoplasm; nucleus
Molecular function (GO): tRNA (5-carboxymethyluridine(34)-5-O)-methyltransferase activity; S-adenosylmethionine-dependent methyltransferase activity; tRNA binding
Source: RefSeq, a predicted model, not a curated record